AUGAAACAAAUAACAAUUCCCAAACUAGAAUUAUGCGCCGCUUUUUUGCUAGCAAAUCUUUUCACAAGUACCUGUAAAUCGUUGAAAUUAAAAGUAGAUAAGAUUCAAUUGUGGUCCGAUUCAACCAUUGCACUGUAUUGGAUAAACAGUCCGUCUUACACUUUGAACACAUUUGUGGCCAAUCGCGUUUCAGAAAUUCAGACACUCACCGAUCCACAUGACUGGAGACAUGUUCCCACACAUGAGAAUCCAGCAGACCUUAUUUCAAGAGGUCAGACUCCACACGAAUUUUUAGUAAACAAAUUUUGGCAAUAUGGCCCUCAAUGGCUCUGUCAAGAUUAUGACACUUGGCCUCAAGUGCAGUUUCAUCAGGGCGACGAUCCUGAGAAACGCAAAGAUCCCAAGAUUAUUUCUUGCAAAAUCACAAGCUCUGAUUGGAAUAUUUUAGAAAAAUAUUCAUCCAUCAGAACUCUAAAUAGGGUAUUAGCGUAUUGCCUUCGUUUUAUACGCAAUGCGAAAAAUAAAGAUAAAAUUUCUGUUCCAUUAUCAGAAGCUGAACUUGAUGCCUCACAUCUUUCGAUUCUGAAACUUACACAGUCGGCGGCAUUUUCAAAAGAAAUACGGUCUCUUUCACAGGGUAAAAACAUUGGUUCAGACAGUAAACUGCUUUCUUUGAACCCCUUUCUGGAUAAAGGAAUUCUCAAGGUAGGUGGUCGUCUCGAAAAUGCUAAAAUUCCAGAGAAUCAAAAACAUCCCAUUUUAUUACCACGAAAUCAUCACAUUAUUCGAUUUAUUAUACGAGAAGAGCACCUCAAGCAAAUGCAUGCAGGUUCUCAAGCUACUCUGUACGGAAUUCGCGAAAAUUACUGGCUAAUUGAUGGUCGAAAUGUCACACGUCAAAUAAUUCGACAAUGUAUCACAUGUUUUCGAGCAAAGCCACGCGGUGUCAAUUAUAUUAUGGGAAAUCUGCCUGAGAAUCGAUUGUUCUCAACUAGACCAUUUCUUAAUGUCGGGGUUGAUUAUUGUGGACCAUUUCACAUUAAAGAAAAGCGCCAUCGAAACCGCAAGAAGGUAAAAGCUUACGUCUCAAUUUACAUAUGUUUUGCAAGUAAAGCCGUUCAUCUUGAGUUAGUUAGCGAUUUAUCAACUGAAGCAUUCAUCGGAAGUUUAAAAAGAUUUUUCGCUCGUCGAGGAAAAUCAAAAACCAUUUUAUCAGAUAACGCGACAAGUUUUGUUGGCGAAAGCAACGAAUUAAAAGAACUCUAUAAUUUUAUUCAAUCAGCACAAAAGGAUUCUGCACUGCAAAAUUUUUUAUCACGCGAAAGGGUUACAUGGCAUUUUAUCCCACCACGAUCUCCGCAUUUUGGUGGCCUUUGGGAAGCGUCCGUCAAGUCUUUCAAACACCAUUUAUUGCGCACAGUAGGUGACAAAUUACUGACAUACGAACAAUUAGAAACCUACAUAAUAGAAAUCGAAGAGAUUCUUUACUCUCGUCCUCUUUCACCACUCUCUUCCGAUCCUAAUGAUCUCCUUCCACUGACUCCUGGCCAUCUCCUGAUUGGUAGCCCUUUAACCAGCUUUCCACAGACAGAUCUGCGUAACGUAGCUGCCGGGCGAUUAUCAUCUUGGCAGUUUGCUCAACAGAUGAGGCAUCAUUUUUGGUCUAGGUGGCAAAAGGAGUAUUUAAACCAGAUGAUCAGCCGCAGUAAGUGGCAAACAGCCACUCAUCAAGACGACAUCAAGAUCGGAACUCUUGUCGUUCUACAUCAGGACAAUCUUCCACCCAUGCGUUGGCAGUUAGGUCGCAUCGUAGAAUUAUAUCCAGGACAAGACAAGAUUGUUCGCGUCGUAUCAGUGCGAACGAACGCCGGCGUUUAUAAAAGCAGUUUAAAGCGACUGUAUCCGCUUCCAAUUCAGCAUGUAAGAACGACAAUAUAUUCGAAAUUUUGA
Molecule: messenger RNA, 1950 nt
Organism: Belonocnema kinseyi
Lineage: Eukaryota; Metazoa; Arthropoda; Insecta; Hymenoptera; Cynipidae
Exons: 1
Coding region: 1-1950 (649 amino acids)
Biological process (GO): DNA integration
Molecular function (GO): nucleic acid binding
Source: RefSeq, a predicted model, not a curated record